AUGACGUCCCUCGACGGCGGCGCCAUCAAGCUCCGCGAGCUGAACGGGGUGAAGGUGUACGAGGUGAGCGCGGCGCGCGCGGCGCCGGAGUGGGCCAAGCUCGAGAAAUCGACGCGCAAGCUGCGGAAGAACGUCGAGUAUCAGCGGCGGAUCGAGCUGGUGCAGGACUUGAACUUUCCGGCGUCGUCGGGGCGGUGUAAGGUGACGGCGGACGGGCGGUACGCGAUCGUGAGCGGGCUGCACCCGCCGCAGGUGAAGUGCUACGAUUUGAGCCAGCUGAGCGCGAAGUGGUCGCGCGGGCUGGACGCGGAGGUGGUGGAUUUUCAAUGCCUGAGCGAUGAUUACUCGAAGUUGGCGUUUUUGUGCGCGGAUAGGUCGAUUCGGUUUCACGCAAAGUUUGGGGCGUAUUAUCAGACGCGAACGCCGAAGCAGGGACGGGAUUUGGCGUACUCGGAGAACACCGGGGACUUGUGCGUGGUCGGGAGCUCGAGCGAGGUGUGGCGGUUGAAUUUAGAGCAAGGGCGGUUCUUACAGCCGUUAGAGAGCGCGUGCGAGGAGUUGAAUGUGUGUGGAAUAUCACCGACGCACGGAUUGUUCGCCGCGGGAUCGGGGGAUGGAGAGUUGGAGUGUUUUGAUUUGCGCGCGAGAAAGUCGUGCGCGACGAUGCGGGUGUGCGACCAGCGAGACGAGGGCGGCGUGACUUCGCUGCGAUUCGACCCGAAUGGGUUGCAAAUCGCCGUCGGUAGCGAGGGUGGAUACAUCAGGCUGUAUGAUUUGCGAAGCUCGCGACCGCUCAGGGUGAAGGAUCACAUGAACGGAUUUCCAAUUAUUGAUUUGAAGUAUCACACGUCGGUGGAUGGCACGCGACGCGUGGUGUCGACGGAUAAGAAAAUCGUCAAAGUUUGGGACGAACGCACGGGCACGCCGUACACCUCGAUCGAGCCCGGAUACGAAAUCAAUGAUUUGUGCAUGUGGGACAAAACUGGGCUGAUGAUGAUGACACAGGAGCACACGCAGAUGAGCGUAUAUUUCACGCCGGCGCUCGGCGCGGCGCCGAAGUGGUGCUCGUUCCUCGAAAAUCUCACGGAAGAAAUGGAAGAGCAACAGCAAGAGACCUUGUACGACGAUUACAGAUUCGUCACAAAGGAGGAGUUAGACAAGCUCCAUCUCUCGCACUUGAUCGGGACCAAGAUGCUCAGGGCGUACAUGCACGGUUACUUCAUGGACAAUCGCCUGUACGGCAAGGCAAAGGCGAUCGCUGAGCCAUUCUCUUACGAAGACUUCAAGAAGAAGAAAAUCAAGGAGAAGCUCGAGGAGGAGCGUACGAGCAGAAUUACGGUCAAAAAGAAGGCGCCAAAGGUCAACGCCAUGCUCGCCGCGCGCAUCGGUACCGCCGAAAGGGAGGAUGUCGAAGGCGUGGACGAGGACGGCGACGACGUCGGCGUCGUCGCGCCUGGCGGAAGCUUGCUCGAUGACGACCGUUUUGCGGCGAUGUUCAAGGAUGAGCAAUUCGAAAUCAAUGAAGACGACGAAGCGUUCAAGGCGCUGCACCCUAACGCGCCAAAACUCAAGAAAAAUGAGCGCAAGGAGAUAUUGGAGGAUCAUUUCGAGUUGGUGAGCGACGACGAAGGAGACGCAGACGGCGGAGACGAAGUCGACGACGACGACGCCAACGAACCGAAGAUGUACGCCGCGAAAGACGAGUUCCACGCCAACGCGUUCAAAGACGGUCGCGCCACCAAGGCUGACUUGCCUUUGCAAGAGCGCGCCAAGCUCGAGCGCGCUCAGGAAAAGACCAAACGCGCUCGCGUCACGGGUAAUCGAGAAGCCUUCUUCGACGCUUCCGCGCCGAAGAGCGAGUCCAUGAAGCGUCUCGGUAAAGCUCGGACGGCAGAUGAAUACGGUGUUGACGAAGGUUUACGCGCCGAGGGCGCGUGGAAGGAACAAGUGUCGGGGCACGCGCGAGGCAAGCGCCGCGGCAUGGACGGCGUACUCGGCAAGAUGGACAAGGCAAAUAAAGGCGGGCCGCCACGGCGAGGUAAGGGCAAAAAGUAG
Molecule: messenger RNA, 2055 nt
Organism: Ostreococcus lucimarinus CCE9901
Lineage: Eukaryota; Viridiplantae; Chlorophyta; Mamiellophyceae; Mamiellales; Bathycoccaceae
Exons: 1
Coding region: 1-2055 (684 amino acids)
Biological process (GO): maturation of SSU-rRNA from tricistronic rRNA transcript (SSU-rRNA, 5.8S rRNA, LSU-rRNA)
Cellular component (GO): nucleus; 90S preribosome; small-subunit processome
Molecular function (GO): protein binding
Source: RefSeq, a predicted model, not a curated record